AUGAAUUCUUCCCCUUGGUGGGUACUUGCUUGAACUUAUGGGGCUCGAUGAGCCGGCCUGAUUUCCAGGUGUGUAAAUGUCGGACGGGUUGGACCGGGUUCAAACUGGAUUGCCAUCGUAGCAGCAGUCUGUAUAGUCGAACAAUUUGAGAGUUGAGUCUAGUCGAAGAAGAAGACGAAAAUGGCAACAGAAAGGCAUAAUUCUGGGAAUGCAUCUCCUGAAGAUAAUACCUUAUUCCUUGACAUACUACAUGAGGCACCUUUAUUUGGUCGCCGGAAGCCUACACGGAUUUUCGGGAGCAUUUUCUACUGCUUUCUAUUGGCAGGUUUUGCUAGUUUGGCUGUAGGAGCUACAUGGGUAUUUCAUCCCAUUAAAGAAUUGGUCCCUCCCUUGCUGUGCAGUUUUAAUGUUAUCCUUUUGUUUGCCACGGGCAUUUUUCAACAAUAUCUAGCAUACCAAGUGAAAAAAAUCCGAUUACAGGGCUAUUACAUUUUCAGCCAGAAGUUGAAACAUAUAGUUCGCUUACCAUUUGCUGUGGUUUCAUAUGGAACUGCUACAAUGUUGCUUGUCAUGGUCUGGAAUCCACACAUUAGCUUUCUCUCCAUGUCUACAUUACUCAGAAUCAUUUUAUUAGUUGAAGUAAUAUGUGCUAGUUCCUUCAUGAGUGCUUAUAUUGGAUAUGUUCAUCAGUACAACUCACUUGAUUCUCAACCCGAUGUUUUAAAAUCACUUUAUUCUCCGCUUCAACCAUCAAGUUCUUUGGAAGGCCUAAGGUAUCAUGAUGGUGGCAGACUCUCGGAUCAGCAGAUGGCCUUACUGCAAUAUCAACAAGAAAAUAUUCAUUUUUUAAAUGAGGAGAUUCUUAGAUUACAAGAAUGUUUAAGCAAAUAUGAAGGAUCGAAUGAUGGGAGUGCACCUCAGGUUGAUCUUGCCCAUCUGUUAGCUACUCGUGAUCAGGAGUUACGCACAAUUUCAGCUGAGAUGAAUCAAAUGCAAUCUGAGUUAAGGCUUGCUCGAUCACUGAUUGCUGAGAAGGAUGCUGAGAUUCAACGUGUGCGCAGUACAAACAAUCAGUAUGUGGAAGAAAACGAAAGGCUCAGAGCAAUCCUGGGGGAAUGGAGCAGCCGAGCAGCCAAACUUGAGCGCGCAUUAGAGGCCGAACGGAAAUCAAACUUUGAGUUGCAGAAGAAAGCGAGCUCUCUAAGAACCCAAAGUCCAACCACGUGAGGGAAUCUUAGCUCCUGAAAGAACUCCAUGAACAAGUAUGUAAGCUUUGGUUCAUUACCUUAUCCCACUUGACAGUUCUGCUGUAAUGUUGUGUUUAUUAAGUAAUAUUAUACAUCUAACAUUGAGUGAGUUCUAUUUUAUCAAGAUAGAUGGCCUUGUUUGGGAACACUGUUUUCAAUUAG
This is a messenger RNA of Cuscuta campestris, 1409 nucleotides long. The record is from the annotation of a GenBank genome assembly. Lineage: Eukaryota; Viridiplantae; Streptophyta; Magnoliopsida; Solanales; Convolvulaceae.